GAGCGGGAAGCGUCGCCAUGCACUUCGGAGACGGUGCCGGCGGAUCCCCCGCUUGGGGAGCGCCGUCGUCCGCCUGGAACGCGAGCGAGGCGGAGGAAUCGGGCGCCAGCGCAGAGCCUCCCCGGUCCGGCGGCGGCGCCAACGGGAGUAACAGCAACCGCUACGGGCGGGACGAGGAGCUGGCCAAGCUGGAGAUCGCCGUGCUGGCCUCGACGUUCGCCUUGGCGGUGCUGGGCAACUCCUUUGUGCUGCUGGCGCUGCACCGGACCCCUCGCCAGAAGGCGUCACGCAUGCACCUCUUCAUCCGGCACCUGAGCCUGGCCGACCUGGCGGUGGCUUUCUUCCAGAUCCUGCCGCAGCUGUGCUGGGACGUGACGCACCGCUUCCACGGGCCCGACGGGCUGUGCCGCGUGGUGAAGCACCUGCAGGUGUUCGGCAUGUUCGCGUCGGCCUACAUGCUGGUGGUGAUGACGGCCGACCGCUACAUCGCCGUGUGCCACCCGCUCAAGACGCUGCAGCAGCCCAGCAAGCGCUCCCGCUGCAUGAUCGCGGCCGCCUGGGCGCUCAGCUUCGUGCUCAGCCUGCCGCAGUACUUCAUCUUCUCGCUGCGCGAGGUGGAGAGCGGCUCCCAAGUCUACGACUGCUGGGCGCAGUUCGUCAUGCCCUGGGGACCGCGCGCCUACAUCACCUGGAUCACGGGCAGCAUCUUCGUGGCGCCCGUCGUCAUCCUGGUCACCUGCUACGGCUUCAUCUGCUACCACAUCUGGAGCAACGUCCGCGACAAGACCCGACGGCGACAGAGGCGGGAGACGGCUCCUCCGCGAGGGGGCGCCCUGCGCAAGGGGCUGCUCCUCACGCCCUGUGUCAGCAGCAUCAAGAACGUCUCCCGCGCCAAGAUCCGCACGGUCAAAAUGACCUUCGUGAUCGUCUCGGCUUACAUCGUCUGCUGGGCGCCAUUCUUCACCGUCCAGAUGCGCUCCGUCUGGGAAGACCACUCCAACUGGCAUGAGUCAGAGGACAUUUUAAUUACCGUCACUGCCCUAUUGGCCUGCUUGAACAGUUGCUGCAACCCAUGGAUCUACAUGUUUUUUAGUGGGCACCUCUUGCACGACUUCAUACGGAGCCUCCUGUGCUGUCAGAAAACUGGGCAGAAGCUGAAUAAAGAAGAUUCUGAGAGCAUCAGCAGAAGACAUACUUCUUUCACCAUCAACAGAAGCCCGACAAACAGUUUGGAUAUGUGCAGAAAACCUCCAGAUUUAUCACAGUCCAUUAGGUCCAUCCCCAUUACAUCCUGAAGCGUAUAUUUAAAAACUGGUGUCCCACUGAGUUCCAU
Messenger RNA from Lacerta agilis (Sand lizard), 1333 nucleotides. It is a transcript of the gene AVPR1A, whose product is annotated as arginine vasopressin receptor 1A. The record is from RefSeq and is a predicted model, not a curated record. Lineage: Eukaryota; Metazoa; Chordata; Lepidosauria; Squamata; Lacertidae. The coding region runs from base 18 to 1295 and encodes 425 amino acids. The transcript has 2 exons. Gene Ontology annotation, molecular function: peptide binding; vasopressin receptor activity. Gene Ontology annotation, biological process: regulation of systemic arterial blood pressure by vasopressin; G protein-coupled receptor signaling pathway; positive regulation of vasoconstriction. Gene Ontology annotation, cellular component: membrane.